AUGCUCGAACGUGAAACCAGUCCGUGAGCUGCUUGGGUUGCUUGCUGGUUUAAUGACGCGGUGGUGGUGUGCUGUAGUGCGAACGUGUGUGUGAAGUGGUGUGCUGGAUUAUAAGACCCCCCGCUGCUACCACCGAGUUCAUCGCUGUCCCCUUCUGGGGCUAUGGCUCUCUCCACAGCGGCCACAUACGUGUUACUACUUUUCACGGCCAUCGGAUUCCUUGUUUCAGGAACUGUGCAAGCAGCUCAAGAUGAUCAGCCAGUUCCAUCAGAGUCCGAGUGUCGGCCUUACAUUGAGAAGGCUCUGAAACAGCUCGGAACCUCUGACGCGCCACCAGAAACGAGUGAGGAGGACAGCGGGGAACAGCCUGGAGGGGCAGAGCUGGCAACAUCCGAUGAGCAGGGCGACCAAUCUUCGAUAGACGAAACGUCUGCAGAGGCAGAGGCCGCUUCUGCUGAAGACGCGAAGACUAGUGCAGAGGACACUACAGCAAGUGACGAAGAAGCAAGUAGCGAGGAGGGAGAACAAGCAAGCGCAGAGGGAACCCCAGGGGACGCGCAGACCCUACCGGACGAUGGAACUAACGCAGAGUCACAGGAGGAUACCACAGAAGAACGCAGUGCUGAGGAAAUUGAGGCAGGAAGAGCUCCAGGUGGCGACGAAGAUUCCGCUAGUACCGAAGAAGCCAGUGGUGAAAGUGCCGAGGAAAGCCGUGAAGAGAUUCGUGAAAAACGAAGUACCGAAGAAGCCUAUGCUGAAGAGGAAGGAGGAAGUAGUGAGGAAGGAGCUACAGGUGAGGAAGCAAGUGCCGAAAAAACUACCAAUGCAGAAGAGAGUAGUGCAACUGAAGGUGCAAGUGCCGAGGCAGAAGUAAGUGCAGAAGAAAGCGCUGCAGCUAAAGAUGAAGAAAGCUCCGAAGGAGGAAGUACAGAAGAAGAGUCAAGUGAGGAAGACAGUGCUGCAGUAGAAGGUGGCGCAAACGCAGCGGAAGGAGCAAGUAAGGAAGACUCUACAGCCACCACAGAAGAUAUAAGAACCGAAGAGACUGGAACAAGUCAUGAGAGUGAAGGAGUUUCAAGUGCCGAAAAAGGCGCAGAAAGUGAUGAAGACGCUUCAAAGAGUGGUGAAGAUGCUGUUAGUAGUGAAGAAGGAGAAAUAACCAGCGUUGAAGAAGGUGUUCCAAGUGCGGAAGGUACACCUACCGGUGCUGAAGAAGCUGCUAGUUCUGAAGGAGACAGUAAAGAAGAUGCUUCUACUUCUAAAGAUGCUGAUGAAAGUGCUGAAGAGGGCGGUGCAGCUGGCGAUGCUCCUAGUGCUGAAGACAGUGCUAGUGUCGAGGACGCAACUGGAGGAUCGAGUUCUGAGGAAAGAGAUGCCACCACCGUCGAGGAAAGACAGCGGAGUGCUGAAGGAAAAGUGGCAGCCAGUGAUGAAGAGAAGGGUGGUGUAAGUGAUGAAGAGCCAUCUACUGAAGAACAACAAGCAAGCGCCAAACAGAGUGGUGAAACGCCAGCUGCUGAGUCAGAUGAAAGCAAGAGUUCUGAAGAAACCGCAACAGAAUCAACGGCUGGAGAGAGUGCAGAGGCAUCUGCAGAAGCAAGCAAUGAAUCUGACGAAACUUCGGCUGAAGGUGAAGCACCUGCUCCUGCAGACUCAAUACCCGAAGAAGAGGAACUAACUCUGGAGGUGGAAAUUCCAGAAAAUCUCCGGCCGCGGGACCAUGUUGCCCAGAUACUGCGACUUGAUUCAGAGUCACUUGAGAAAGAACUGAUUUUGUCGAAAACUGCGGAUAUAACACUCAAAGAACUCAAGAGACUGUAUGACAAUGCUAUCAAGCCUUUAGAGAUGCUCUACAAAUACCGAGAACUAAGCAACAGACAUUUUGGAGAUCCUGAAAUAUUUUCAAAACCACUUAUCCUCUUCAUGGGUCCCUGGAGUGGUGGUAAGUCUACGAUAAUCAACUACCUGCUCGACAAUGAAUACACAUCAACAGCGCUACGCACAGGUGCUGAACCAUCUCCUGCCUACUUCAACAUCCUGAUGUGGGGAGACCAAGUAGAGGUACUGGACGGGACCCAACUAGCUGCUGACUGGACUUUUUCAGGACUACAGAAGUUUGGUCAAGGAAUGCUGGACAGACUGAGAGGUCUUAGACUACCAAACCCACUGCUUGAAAAGGUAAAUAUUGUGGAGAUUCCUGGAAUUCUGGAAAUUCGUAAGCAAGUAGAACGACUAUUUCCAUUCAAUGAUGCCUGCCAAUGGUUCAUUGACCGAGCUGAUAUCAUAUUCCUGGUGUACGACCCAUCCAAGCUGGACGUUGGACCGGAGACAGAGGCAAUACUAGACCAGCUGAAGGGAAGGGAGUACCAGACGCGCAUAAUUCUCAACAAAGCUGAUCAAGUACGCCCUGAGGAGCUGAUGAGAGUGCAAGGCACACUGAUAUGGAACAUCAGUCCUCUCAUGUCAAGUUCUGAGCCUCCAGUUAUGUAUUCGACAUCGCUCUGGUCACUGCCAUAUGAGUCUGGGGCUCCCACACGUCUACUACACGCUCAGGAGAGAGCCUUCUUAAGGGAUCUGAGGGAUGCCAUUGACAAGCGGGUCGAGAACAAGAUCGCCAGCGCACGCCGAUUUGCUGUCCGGGUUCGCAAUCAUGCAAAAAUGGUCGACUGCUAUCUAACAACCUACUACAACCACAAGUCCUUCUUUGCUAACAAGAAGAAGAUUAGUGAUGACAUCAUUGAGCAUCCUCAGGACUAUCACAUUUAUGAAGGUCUGAGCACACUGACCAACAUCUCACGUUACGAUCUACCUGAUCCAGAUGUCUACAAGGACUUUUUCAGACUGAAUCCCCUAUAUGAUUUCCAACUACUUUCAUCAACAUGCACCUACUUCAGGGGAUGCCCCAUCAACCGACUAGAUAUUGCUAUAGCUUAUGACUUGCCAGAACUUGUGGGGAAAUAUAAAAAAUCAGUUGAAGCUGCACUGGCUGGUAUUCAACCAAAAAGUUGAGUCAAGAGAGUAUUCACAAACACUCACAUCCUGUAACCCUCUCAAAAUAUGGAAGUGAAACACUGUAACACUGUAGGUGUUAUUCUGAUGAAAGAUCGGGCUUGAAGUAGUUGGAUCAAACAUUGGCUAUGAAAAAUCUCUAUGCUCUAUAAAACCAUUUGGAUACAUACCACAUUAGCAAAAACAAUCACAUUAGUAUAAUCUACUUCCACAGCCCAUGUAUACCAAUAUUAGAAAAACAAGAAGGGUUCAAUAUGUUGCCUCCAAAAGCUUUAGAAAUUCAAAACAUAUCUGAUAACAAAUAUUACAACUAAAAUGAACAAUGCAAUUUCAAGGAUUGAACCCUAACUGAGAGGAGAAACGAGGUAAGAAUCGUGGCACAAGACUGCAAAAAUAGGUGUACAUUCUAUGUCAGGAAAUCUUACCAAGAACAACACGUUCAUUCACAAAGUCCGAGUGAGUACCAUGUUAGGAAACCAGUGUGAUAAUGUGAUUGUGUUCAUACAUUUCAACUUCAAAAUAUCCAAACUGAUGUAACGCUUGUAUGUCUAACAUUCUGUUAGAAAGUACGCUUAUAUUUGCAAUUAAUACUCAAGUCAUUGAAUGAAGAAAGCUUUAAGUAUCUACAUGUGACCAGUAGCCUAAUGUGACUGAGCUAAUCAAGCUUCCACAGCCUCUGUAAGUGUUUCACAAGAUCGCCAACCAGAAAAAAAAACGAGGAGGAGAACAGAUGAAAAGGGAUACAACAAAUUACCUUCCAGUGAAGUGAUCAAAGUUGGCAUAAAUGUGGUGCUAAACUGAUCUAACUUGUGCUUGGUUCAUGCAUGCACCACUCAAAUUUCUGAGUGGGUUGUUCACCAUCAAACUUUUAAGUGUUCCAAAAAGCAUCAUUAGCUAGAAGAUGCACAUACUUUGCACUGAAACUGCACUGUUUCCCACACUGAAACAGAAAAUUGAGAAAUUGAAAUGAUGCACAUUUAAGUGCCAAGCAAAGUUCUGAUGGUGAGCAACGGGCACAACUGGCUGCGUUUUCCAAAGGAGAAUGACCACAGUCAAUUUAUGUAUGUCCAAGCUCUUUAUAAACUCAAAUGAUUUUUAAUCCCCGCUAAUUAUGAAGCAAAACAAUUAGAAUACUGUAUUUUUAAGUCAAUAAAACAGACUAGUUGUAGAAGAAUGCAGUUACAGAUAGAGUAUAUUGCAUCAAAUACAUAUUCCUUUGCCUGUUGAAGCUAAUUCCAAUGAGGUAAAUAUUAGAUUGUUUCAUUACUCAUGCCAUGUGAAACACUGGCAAAUGGAUCUGUGUAAAUUUUAUCCAUAAGAAUGGACGUGUUUGUUUAAAUAAAUGGAAAUGUGUCUGUCUUCA
Messenger RNA from Cryptotermes secundus, 4372 nucleotides. Its product is annotated as sarcalumenin. The coding region runs from base 163 to 3009 and encodes 948 amino acids. NCBI's taxonomy places the organism in Eukaryota, Metazoa, Arthropoda, Insecta, Blattodea, Kalotermitidae. Gene Ontology annotation, molecular function: GTP binding. The transcript has 11 exons. The record is from RefSeq and is a predicted model, not a curated record.